Messenger RNA from Striga asiatica, 1195 nucleotides. The record is from the annotation of a GenBank genome assembly. NCBI's taxonomy places the organism in Eukaryota, Viridiplantae, Streptophyta, Magnoliopsida, Lamiales, Orobanchaceae.
ACCAAUCGCAUUCAACAGAUGAGACACGCGAACCUUCUAAGGGUAACAUGGUAACUUCAUUUCCAUUUGACCCCGUGACGCACUAAUGCGGUGCUUCCUCCGGCCACACGCCGACGCGUGCCCUCACCUUCCUUCACACAGUUUGCAGCGAUCAACCUAACCAUUUAAUUCUACUCCGCCAUUUUUUUUUUCUCUGCACAAGUUCAAUCGUGCUCUGGAGUUUUUGUGGGUUUGUCCAUUGUACGCCAAAUUGCACUAGCCCUUUUCAUUUUUUCUGGUUAUUGUGAGGUAUAUAGAUAUGGGUUCUGAAACUGAUGACCGGGUCGACGAUUGCGUGAAGGAGUCUCCGAGGAGAAUGAAUCCUGGGAAAAUUACAAGGAAAAUUCAUAAAGCCGCGAGGGAGAAGCUUAAACGUGACCGAAUGAACGAGCUGUUUACGGAUCUCGGAAGAACACUUGAUCUUGAUCAUAUGAGUAAUGGAAAGGCUUCUAUCCUAAGAGAGACGAUUAGACUCGUUGGGGAGUUGCUAGCUCAUGUGGAAAAUCUGAAAAAGGAAAAUGUGACCCUUUUCUCCGAAUGUAAUUAUGUUACAGCUGAGAGGGACGAGCUCCAAGAAGAAACUUCAACGCUUGACGCACAAAUCAAGAAGCUUCAGAAAGAAAUAAACGAGCGGGCCAAUUGUGAAGAAGACUCGGGAGUUUCUUGCAAUUUUCCCCCGAAACUAAUAACAGAAGAUCACAACUCGGCCCCUGCAGUGGGCCCACCUCUAAUCGUCAUGCCCUUAGCCGCUCAUGAAUCGCAAGUUUUUUCAGUCCCUUUUACGGAGGCGAAUGUUUGUAAGGCUCCGGCAAAUGUGAGCAAGCCACGUGCACGUUACCCUUCUUCUUCAGAUUCUUGGCCAUCUCACAUUCUUGCACAAUCAGACAAUUAUGGAUUGGUUGAUGAUGUUAGGGAAAGUUAAUGCAGGCUCUGAUUAAACAUUCAAAUUGCAGAUGGAUAUAGUAAUAAUUUUUAGUUUGGGUGCAUUUGAUUUAGUGAAUUGGGUUUGGUUUUGUUUGUAGAUGAUGGAUCAAUAAAGUGAGUGUAUUUUGCUAGUUAUUUUGUUUUAGAAGCUGUUGUGCAAUGCUUUUAAGAUUAUGAUUUCAAACUCUUUUUGCCUUUUAUUGCAUUUAUCCGCUCGAUGUCCGAUCCAUCA